UUUUGCUUUCACUAACUUUCAGUAAUACCCAUUCGAGAAUUAAAGCGAUUCAGUCUGCAGAGUGAGACGGAGGAGAGAUGGCAGACUGUCCGGAUGAAACCACCACAUUAUUAAGAAACAACCCAACCCAAAUUAGACAUGGAAGGCUCUACCUUGCUGUGUUUUCAGCUGUUUUGGGCAAUUUCAAUUUUGGAUUUGCCUUAGUGUUCCCCUCCCCUGUCAUCCCCCAACUUCAAAAGGGUGAUGACCCUCGGCUCCAAAUGGACAUCCAUCAGAUAUCAUGGUUUGGUUCAAUUUUCACCCUUGGAGCCGCCGUAGGGGGUCUUAGUGCCAUGGUGCUCAAUGACCGAGUUGGGAGAAAGAUGAGCAUCAUGUUGUCUGGAGUACCAUCUGCUGCAGGUCUCCUUGUGAUGGGGUCCGCACAAAAUUUCUGGAUGUUAUUAUGGGGCAGAUUUCUGACUGGCAUCGCUGGUGGUAUCACCUCUGGCUCCAUUCCUGUGUAUGUGUCAGAGAUUUCACACCCAUCUGUGAGAGGUGCGCUGGGUUCAUGUCCUCAGAUCACAGCUGUCUUUGGAAGUCUAGCACUCUACGCUCUUGGCUUGAUUUUGCCGUGGAGAUGGCUGGCUGUGGCUGGGGAGGUCCCUGUGAUUAUCAUGAUGAUUUUGCUUUGCUUCAUGCCAACCUCCCCACGUUACCUCACGAUGAAAGGAAACAGAGAAAAAGCAGUUAAAUCGCUAGAAUGGCUGAGGGGCCCCAAUUCUGAUUACUUGACUGAGUUCAGUAAGAUCGAGCGCAGUAUCAACUCUCAGGGGGCACAAUGGAGUGAUCUUAAAACCCCUUUAUACUAUAAACCAAUCCUAAUCUCAGUCUUCAUGAGAUUUCUGCAGCAGAUGACUGGUAUAACCCCAAUUCUGGUAUAUUUGGAGCCCAUCUUCCACAUAACAGCUAUAUCACUGGAACCGAAAUAUGAUGCAGCAUUAGUGGGAGCUGUAAGAUUGAUAUCUGUCGCUAUUGCAGCCAGUUUGAUGGACAAAGCAGGUCGAAAAGCUUUGCUCUUCACUUCAGGAUUUUUGAUGUUUAUAGCCAUGCUUUCAAUGACCAUGUACACCCACAAAACACCAUGCAGCCAUAGCAAUCUUACCUUAACAGAGGGUUUGAAGAGCGCCUAUGGAGGCUCAGCGGGCCCUGCCUUCGAUCCAAUGACUCUAAUUCCUCUCAUUAGCACUAUGGUCAUCAUUUUUGGUUAUGCCAUGGGUUGGGGGCCAAUCACAUGGCUGCUAAUGUCAGAGAUCUUACCCUUGGGUGCGCGUGGGAUAGCAUCUGGUUUGUGUGUUGGUGUUAGCUGGAUCACAGCCUUUGUUCUGACGCAACUCUUCAUGCAUGUGGUGGAAGCCUAUGGACUUUUUGCACCUUUCCUGUUCUUCUGUGUCGUCUCGGUAGUGAAUAUAAUUUUCACUGCUAAAUGUGUGCCAGAAACUAAAGGCCGAACUCUGGAGGAAAUUGAGAACUAUUUCAAGACUGGCCGAAGCUUCACCAUUCAUGAUCCUUAAAAUAG
This is a messenger RNA of Rhinichthys klamathensis goyatoka, 1555 nucleotides long. RefSeq names its product solute carrier family 2 member 6 (gene slc2a6). The coding region runs from base 78 to 1550 and encodes 490 amino acids. The record is from RefSeq and is a predicted model, not a curated record. Gene Ontology annotation, biological process: transmembrane transport. Lineage: Eukaryota; Metazoa; Chordata; Actinopteri; Cypriniformes; Leuciscidae. The transcript has 10 exons. Gene Ontology annotation, molecular function: transmembrane transporter activity. Gene Ontology annotation, cellular component: membrane.